Molecule: messenger RNA, 828 nt
Organism: Fomitopsis serialis
Lineage: Eukaryota; Fungi; Basidiomycota; Agaricomycetes; Polyporales; Fomitopsidaceae
Exons: 3
Coding region: 1-828 (275 amino acids)
Source: RefSeq, a predicted model, not a curated record
AUGGCCAAAUUGAUUCAAACCCAGUCAAACCCGGCAUUUGCGGUCAUCUUCGUCUUUGUCAGGGAGGCGAAGAUUCAAGGUCUCAGGCUUCAAUCUGCCAGCUGGCGCGGUGUCUGGAUCUGGUCAUCAACGCGAAUAGGCCCUCGAGGAGAGAUGGUGGGCAAGGUCUUCAAGUACGAUGUGUCUAGGAAGGGGAUGGGCAAGAAAUGGGGGAGGUGGGAGAUUAUGCAGAGGAAGACGGUUACCAGCACAUUCCGACGGGUAUUGAAGCCCAAUGCCCUGGUCCUGGCAGGUCAGCCCGAAGGUUAUUGGCGACGUUGCCACACCCCGAGGCCAGCCGUGGACCAGAUUGAAGGGCACGGGGUCGCCCUCCCUGGCACCUCGAGGGCUUACAUGGUCCUUGCUCAGUCUUGGAACUUCGACAAGAUAGUCCAAGCCGACGCUCAACAUUGGGACCUGAGACGGGUAAGACAGGAGUUUCCAUGCCUGGAGAUCACGAGCGAUCUUGGGCGGGACUUCAUGACCGCGCCCUAUGCAUCACCCCAAGCCCUCACAUCCUUCACCGGGGAGCUGGUUAAGUCCCAGGUCAUGGCUUGGAAGGGCUUCUCGGCGGUAUCAACUUAUCCCCCCACAUCUCCCAACUUCUUUGCGAGCGACACCGGUCGCAACUCGGUUCUCUUAAACUUCCUCCACCACCACCUCCCCGGUUAUCCCCAGGUUCCGAUCCACAUCUCCAACACCGAUCCCGUUGUACAACACCUCCGCACCAAUGCCGAAGACCUUGGGAUUGCGUCGGAGGACAUAGUGAUUGCUUGCGAGACAUGCUAA